This is a messenger RNA of Schizophyllum commune H4-8, 2208 nucleotides long. RefSeq lists its product as uncharacterized. The coding region runs from base 1 to 2067 and encodes 688 amino acids. NCBI's taxonomy places the organism in Eukaryota, Fungi, Basidiomycota, Agaricomycetes, Agaricales, Schizophyllaceae. The record is from RefSeq and is a predicted model, not a curated record. The transcript has 3 exons.
AUGCCUUUAACAACACGCGCCGCAGCGGCGAGAGCGUCCGCAAUCCAGACGCCUGCGACCCCGGGGGCAAUCGUCCCCGAUGACGACCCAACCGGCGACCUUGCGGCGACUAUGGCACCUAACGCGACAUUCGAGCUCGACGUGUCCGUGGAACUCGACGCGAUCUCCAAACCCCGCACGACUUUCAAGCCCGACGCGUCGUCUUCCGGUCUCGGCACGAUUACGACUUUGUCUAUUGCUCCCUCUGAUCGCGCAUUGGCGCCUCCGUCGGGCACUUCGGACGCGUCCUCCACAAUAGCAGCCAAUGUAUCCUCCUCAGCAGCCCUAGACGCCGAUGCGUCCGCGAUCGCCGCCUUCUUUGACGACACUCUGGCCAGCCACGAGAACAAUACCAACGCGCGCUCCGCGACUCUCUCCUCGCCCGCGACCUCCAGACGCGAGCCGAUCUUCACUCCUCCGCGCUUCAUGACCGCCGCUACGUCCCUCACGACUGCCUCUACAUCCUCCACGUCCGCUGCUCCGCCCUCCGCACAAGCUUCUGCCCUACUCCCCGUCGAUACUGCUGCUCCGUCCGAUCUUGCAACCGCAUACAACGCUCUUCAAGCCCGACAACGUUCUCUCGACGCCGAACGUGGCGCCUUCGUCAGUGACCUUUUACGCCAAAACCAUGACCUCAGGCAGCAAGUGUUUACGGCUAGAGCUGAAGCUGGAGCUCUUCGCGACAAGACGCAUGAGCUACGGGCAGCAAAGCAACUUUUGGAGUCAAACGCGCGGGAAUGGGACGCAAAAGCGCUGGACUGGGAGGCGAAGUCGCAGGAUUGGGAGGCUACGAUACAGCGACUGGCGGUGGACAAGCAGGCGCUCACCACUGAAAAUCGGCAACUUGUCCGGGAUCGGCAGCAACUCGAGGCGGACAAGCAAGUACUCGUCUCAAAGAACCAUGAACUUGCACUGGAGCAGCAACGUCUCUUGGAGAACGCCAAGGAAGCGAACGUGGCGCUCAAGCUCCAGCGCACCGAAGCGCAGAACCAGACGACGAAAGCGGAGCGUCUGCGCGCAGCACUGGAGAAGGUACAGGACGACUGCAUCCGCGAGCGUGACGCGCGAGGGCAGGCUGGAGAGGGGAAGGUCCGGGCGGAGCAGGAAAAGGCGCUUGCGCAAGAGGCAAGGGUGCAAGCGGAAGAGGCAAAGGUGCAAGCGGAGCAGGAGAAGGCACGGGCGGAGCAGGGCAAGAUGCGCGCCGAGGAAGAGAAGGCGCAAGCGGAAGAGGAGAGGGUGAAAGCGGAGGAAGGGAGGGAAAGGGCUGAGCGGAACGCCGCGGCGGUCAAGUCGAGGGCGUCGGCGGCCGUGAAGGCACUGGAGGCGCAAGUCGCAGCGAUGGAGGCGAGGACGGCGGAUGCGGAGGCGAGGGCUGCGAAGGCGGAGGCAAUAGCUGCGACAGCGGACAAGGGAUUGGAGGAAGCGGAGAAGCGGGCGGCUGCGGCGCAGGGCGAAGUCGCGGCGGCGAACGCUCGGGCCGCCAAUGUCGACAUUCGAGCGGACGACGCGAAGGCUAGGUUGUCGAUUGAAACGAUGCAACCUGCGGAUACUCGGGUUGCUGCUGUCGAGGCUCGAGCGACUGAGGCCAGUGCUCAAGCCGCAGGUGCAGAGCCCCGCACUGCUCGCCGUGGUGGCAUCCGCUCCAGAGAUGCCGUGGCGGCGCGGCCAUUACAAGCGGGAACGCGCGCUGCGGUCGAGAGACGGGACUCUCUUGCCGGCCCUUCCAGCACGCGGACUGCUCUAACACGCGCGCCUCUCUGGGAAGUGGCGACGUACGACAUACCUCGUAGCCAGACCUCGGCAUCGCAACGGCGCUGGCUCGAAGAAGACGAGAUGCAUCCCUUAGCUCGUGCUCCUUCGCAAUUCAGCGCCAUCGACGACCAUUCCAAGCUCUAUGCCCACACCUUUGUUUCCGACAACGCCUGCACCACCGAAAAGAGAGGUCAAAACUGCACGGAAGCGUCCCCUAUCCUCACCUUCCCCACAUCCAACCGUGCCAGCCAAGUCUGCGGGUUACGGUCGUGGUAAGCGUUUUUGCAAGCCCGGUAAACAUGCGCGGGUGGUGGGAGGACCCACCCUUGACGUGGGAUCGUCAACUCUCUCUAUACGGCCCAGGCGCUCUGGGAAGCUGUAGUCCGCGUGUAUGUACUCGAGUAUCUCUCAACCAGG